GUCUUUGUCAUUGUCGUUGGCUGACUGCUAAACUCUUUGUACUCUGUAGUGGAGCGGAGCAUCUGUUAAAUGUUUCCGCAUAUUGUGGCCAAAAUAAAUAACUUUUCGGAAUUUUAUAGCUGUCAUAUGAAUGGUCAAUGAAUUUUAAUUUUCUUCCCUAAGGCUAUACUGUAAAUUUGUUAAUGUCACAUUAUUCUGUACAUAGCAACUCUAAAUAGUAAAUUUAUUGUUUUCAUUCUGAAUGCAUUUAACCUGUAAUCAAGAAAACAUCAGAAAUGGAUAACCUUGAUAUGAAUUUAACAGAAGAACAAACCGAAAAGGUGCUACAAUUCCAAGAUCUAACAGGAAUAGACAAUGUGACGUUGUGCAGAGAUGUGCUACAGCGACACAACUGGGACCUGGAGGUGGCGGUCCAAGACCAGCUCAACAUCAGAGAGGGAAGGCCCACCAUGUUCUCUAGUGACCACUCCCCACCACCAGUUGUCAGUGAUCCUAUUCCGCAACAUGUAUUCUUUUCUCCGCCUGCAAGAUAUAUACCUGGUAACAACAGCAGUUGGCGCUUGCUGAGAUACAUCGUGACUGUGUUUUUUCACUUCUGCUACGACACCCUCUCCAGCAUCCUGGGACUGACAUACCGACUGUUGUUUAGAGAUCCUAGGAGACAGGUGACAGACCCGGUAGGUGACGUUUUGCGGUUCAUGCACCAAUUUGAGGAGAGCUACGGUUUGGUACACCCGGUGUUCUACCAGGGCUCUUAUGGCCAGGCUCUGACUGACGCCAAGCAGGAACUGCGCUUUCUCAUCGUGUAUCUGCACCAGGACAAUAACAAAAAUUGCAACAACUUCUGCAGAUUGACUCUAUGCAACGAGACCCUGGUACAGUACAUAAACAGUACCAACAUGCUGUUCUGGGCCUGCAGUGUGAACUCCGGGGAGGGUUACAGAGUGUCACAGUCUCUGCAGGAACAUUCCCACCCCUUCAUGGCUGUCAUAGUGCUCAAGGACAACAGGAUGACCGUAGUGGGAAGACAAGAGGGCCAUGUGGACGCAGAGGAGCUGGUGAGACGACUGCAGAUGAUAAUCUCUGCCAAUGAAGCCUCCUUGGUGGCGGCGCGUGCUGAGCGGGUGGAACGCAGCUUCAACCAGACACUACGGAGGCAGCAGGACGAGGCCUACAUGUUGUCUCUGCUGGCUGAUCAGGAGAAGGAGCGAGUGAAGUCCCAGGAGAUGGAGAGGAGGGAGUCAGAGGCCCGGCAGCAGCGCCAAGUUGAAGAGGCAGAGCGCCAGAGGAAAGAGGAUCUAAGACGUCAGAAGAUAGAGUUGGUCAAUUUAGUGCCUACUGAGCCCUCACCCACUGAUCCAGAGGCGGUUUGUGUCGUCUUUAAGAUGCCCAACGGUAGUCGGCUUGAGCGCAGAUUCCUUCAGACUCACACAUUGGAGGAUGUAUUCCAUUUUGUGUUUUGCCAUCCUGAAUCACCAGAUGAAUUUGAAAUCACAACAAACUUUCCAAAGCGAACGUUAGACUGCAAAGGUGCUUUGAAAUCUCAAACUUUAAGUGAAUGGGGACUUCGGAAAGGGGAGGUUCUAUUUGUUUACGACUUGGAGUCAUAAUAUAGACUUGAGCCCUUCAAAUUGUGCGUUGUGCGUGUGUUAUAAUGUAUUAUUCUCAUUGCAUUUGUUAUAUACUUUCUCUGUAUUUUUAUACAUUUGAAGCAUAGAUUAAGAACAAUAAUUUACCAACUCGCUUCCACACAAUUACUUUCCACUGUUUAUAUAUACUAUAUGUAUUCUUAAGUCUUUGUUUUGUACAUUUAAAUUUUAAGUUUGUUCUUACUUCAAGGGUUGUAUUGGGUCAUGACCCAACAGUACUGUACUUUAAGUGGAUGUAAAUAAGAAGCAAUCUUUUUAAUUUUCCUUAAGCACAUAUUGUAUUUAAUAAAGUUGUUUUGUUGUUA
Molecule: messenger RNA, 1954 nt
Organism: Homalodisca vitripennis (glassy-winged sharpshooter)
Lineage: Eukaryota; Metazoa; Arthropoda; Insecta; Hemiptera; Cicadellidae
Gene: Faf2
Product: FAS-associated factor 2
Exons: 9
Coding region: 276-1610 (444 amino acids)
Cellular component (GO): endoplasmic reticulum
Molecular function (GO): ubiquitin binding
Source: RefSeq, a predicted model, not a curated record